Molecule: messenger RNA, 1716 nt
Organism: Saccharomycodes ludwigii
Lineage: Eukaryota; Fungi; Ascomycota; Saccharomycetes; Saccharomycodales; Saccharomycodaceae
Exons: 1
Coding region: 1-1716 (571 amino acids)
Source: RefSeq, a predicted model, not a curated record
AUGAAUGAUGAUAACAACCUCUACAAUUCUCCAAAGUACGUGAAUGAUUAUGAUCGUGACUUACAUAAUUCUCCAGACAAUCUAACUGGUGAUAUUGCUCAAGGUAAAAAAUAUUCUCCCAAGAAUUUGACUGCUAGUCGUGACCAUUACGAUGAAUAUGACGAUAGUAACUUAGAACAAAUCAGUACUCCUAUUGCUGCCAGUACUAAUAGGAAUUACUCUGGUUCUAAAGCAACUAAUAAGCAGCCAGUGGUCACCUCCAACCAGGACAAUAAGACUACCUUGUAUGGUACAAACACUCAUCCAAAGAAAUCAUCUAAAAACUCAUCUGAUUCGCCUCUUAAUGAUACUGCUGGCUAUCAAACUUCUACUAACAAGCCAGUAGUUACCUCCAACGAGGACAAUAGGUAUGGUACUGACAAUAAGACUACCUUGUAUGGUACAAACACUCAUUCAAAGAAAUCAUCUAAAAGCUCAUCUGAUUCGCCUCUUAAUGAUACUGCUGGCUAUCAAACUUCUACUAACAAGCCAGUAGUUACCUCCAACGAGGACAAUAGGUAUGCUACUGACAAUAAGACUACCUUGUAUGGUACAAACACUCAUCCAAAGAAAUCAUCUAAAAACUCAUCUGAUUCGCCUCUUAAUGAUACUGCUGGCUAUCAAACUUCUACUAACAAGCCAGUAGUUACCUCCAACGAGGACAAUAGGUAUGCUACUGAUAAUAAGACUACUUUGCAUGGUACAAACACUCAUUCAAAGAAAUCAUCUAAAAGCUCAUCUGAUUCGCCUCUUAAUGAUACUGCUGGCUAUCAAACUUCUACUAACAAGCCAGUAGUUACCUCCAACGAGGACAAUAGGUAUGGUACUGACAAUAAGACUACCUUGUAUGGUACAAACACUCAUUCAAAGAAAUCAUCUAAAAGCUCAUCUGAUUCGCCUCUUAAUGAUACUGCUGGCUAUCAAACUUCUACUAACAAGCCAGUAGUUACCUCCAACGAGGACAAUAGGUAUGGUACUGACAAUAAGACUACCUUGUAUGGUACAAACACUCAUUCAAGGAAAUCAUCUAAAGGCCCAUCUGAUUCGCCUCUUAAUGAUACUGCUGGCUAUCAAACUUCUACUAACAAGCCAGCAGUUACCUCCAACGAGGACAAUAGGUAUGCUACUGACAAUAAGAAUACCUUGCAAGGUACAAAUACUCGUUCAAGGAAAUCAUCUAAAGGCUCAUCUGAUUUGCCUCUUAAUGAUACCGAGUUCUCCGAUGUUGGUUACAAAACUUCCACAAAGACAACGACUGGUACAUUUUUGGGUGAAAAAAUCAACAUUGUGGAUGCCUUUAAAAGUUCAGGAAGAAGAAAAUCUAGUAUCAGUAGUAAUGAAAUAAGCACUAAUAGAUUGACGACAUCUACCAGCCAUGGAACUAAUACUAUUUCUGGUAAUGAUAGUACCACCCGUAAACUUAAGGAAUCAAUUGAUUUAAAUAGAAGGGAAUUUGGCAAUUGUAACAGCUUAGUUGAUCCUUCUAAGCCAACUUAUAGUAUUGAUAACAUUAAAACUGAUUAUAGUGCUAAUGACAAAUCGUCAGUCCCCAGAAGUAUUGUCAAUAACCAAAACGAUCCUGAAAAUGUUGGAGAUGCUACUGCCACAGCUAGUACAACCGGUAUUAUGAAUGGGAAGAUUGGGAACCAAACCAAUAAAGAGACCUCUAUUUUGUGA